UGUGGAGGUGUGGUUUGAUUCUAGAAAUCCCCGUGCAAAAGAAAUAAGUCGGAUUGAAUCUUUUCUGCUGUAGCUGCCUCAUCAGAAAAUAUGAUGGAGGCUCCAAAAUCUGUUGGACUUACAGACUUGAAUCAAAACCUGUCGCAUAACUUUUACUAUAAGCUUGGCGAGGGGUCAAACAUGUCUAUGGAGAGUUAUGGGAUGAGCAAUGCUGGAGGUUCUGUUACAAUGUCGGUUGAUAACAGCAGUAUUGGAUCAAAUGAUUCUCACACUCAUAUUUUAAACCACCAAUACAACCACAUCCACAAUAACUAUUCUGUUGGUAAUCACAUCCACAGUAACUAUUCUGUUGCUGCUAGCGUAGUCAGGGGGAGAGUUUCUAGGUUGAGCGAUGAUGCCCUUGCUCAAGCCUUGGUUGAUCCUCAAUUCCCCACCACUGGGCUUGUGAUUUGUGAUGAGUGGACAAUUGACUUGAGUAGGAUUACCAUUGGACAAGCAUUUGCUCAAGGCUCUUUUGGGAAGCUCUAUAACGGAACUUAUAAUGGUGAAGAUGUUGCCAUUAAGCUUCUAGAGAGGCCAGAACAUGCUCUUGAGCAGGCUCACUUUAUAGAGCAGCAAUUUCAACAUGAGGUCAAGAUGCUAGCAAAUUUAAAGCAUCCAAAUGUUAUACGAUUUGUUGGUGCAUGUCGUAAAACCAUGGUGUUAUGCAUUGUGACUGAAUAUGCAAGCAGAGGAUCAGUGCGUCAGUUCCUCGCGAAGCGACAAAACCGAGCUGUGCCAUUGAAGUUAGUAGUAAAGCAUGCCUUGGAUGUGGCAAAGGGGAUGGAGUAUGUGCAUGGUCUAAAUCUUAUUCAUCGUGAUUUAAAAUCCGACAAUCUAUUGAUUGCUGCUGACAAGUCAAUCAAGAUUGCAGACUUUGGUAUUGCUCGGAUUGAGGUGCUGACUGAAGGAAUGACACCAGAAACUAGCACUUACCGCUGGAUGGCUCCGUAA
Molecule: messenger RNA, 993 nt
Organism: Solanum lycopersicum (tomato)
Lineage: Eukaryota; Viridiplantae; Streptophyta; Magnoliopsida; Solanales; Solanaceae
Source: RefSeq, a predicted model, not a curated record